ACAUAAGUACAGUACCUUGUUCAUUUUUGAUAGAGAUUUCCAUACUUCAAAGAAUUUUUAAUGAUAAUGUAUUAUGAUUCUAUAAAUUCUGUUUGUAAUAUCUUAAUGAUGAUUUUGUAAUUUUUGAAUAGAACGUGUAUAUUUUCAUAUAAAUAUACAGAAGUCUACUUGAAUAUCUUAUAAAAUGGCAAACACUGGGGUAUUACCAUUUGUACGUGGUAUUGAUUUUAGCAGCAAUGAUUUUGGUAAUGGUAAAUUUCCAGAAUCAGUACGUCUUAUGACUGGUAUACAAUGGCUGAAAUUAAACGAAACCAACUUAACAGAAAUCCCAGAAGAAAUGGGUAAACUAUUAAAAUUGGAACACCUUUCAUUGGUUAAAAAUAAGCUGGAACGCUUGUAUGGAGAAUUGACGGUGCUUGGUUGUCUCAGAACAUUGAAUAUUAGACGCAACAAUAUCAAGUCAAGCGGCAUACCAGCAGAAUUGUUUCAUUUAGAGGAAUUGACUACGUUGGAUUUGAGUCACAAUAAUUUGAAAGAAGUACCAGAAGGACUCGAGCGAGCUCGCUCCUUGCUAAAUCUUAAUUUAAGUCAUAAUCAUAUUGACACAAUCCCUAACACGCUGUUCAUUCAUCUAACUGAUUUGUUAUUCCUGGAUCUUAGUAAUAAUAAAUUGGAAACGUUACCACCACAGACUCGUCGUUUGGCCAAUCUGCAGAGUUUAAAUUUAAAUCACAAUCCGUUGGGACACUUUCAGUUAAGGCAACUACCGUCCCUGAUGAAUCUAACGACCCUGCAAAUGCGCGAUACUCAACGGACGUUAAGCAAUAUUCCGUCGAAUUUAGAAACGUUGACGAAUCUCCAAGAACUCGAUCUAUCACAAAAUAAUUUACCUCGAGUACCAGACGCUCUUUAUUCGUUACUAAAUUUGCGCCGGUUAAAUUUAAGCGAUAACGAAAUAACUGAACUAUCUACAGCAAUUGAACUUUGGACCAAGUUGGAAAUAUUAAAUAUUUGUCGUAAUCAACUGACAGUAAUACCUGCCUCCGUGUGUAAAAUUGUUACUUUAAGGAGACUCUACUUAAAUGACAAUCAACUGGAUUUCGAAGGUAUUCCUUCGGGCAUUGGCAAGCUAUCGUCGUUGCAAGUAUUUUCCGCGGCUAAUAAUCACCUGGAAAUGAUACCAGAAGGCUUAUGCAGAUGCGGUUCGUUGAAAAAAUUGAUACUGUCAUCGAAUCGAUUGAUCACUGUACCGGAUGCUAUUCAUCUCCUUACCGAUUUGGAACAGUUGGACCUGAGAGACAACCCAAAUUUGGUAAUGCCACCGAAACCGAUGGAGGUUCAAAAAGGAUCUGGUAUAGAAUUCUAUAACAUUGAUUUUUCUCUGCAACAUCAACUACGACUUGCCGGCGCAAAUGUUCCAACGCCAACGCAAACGGCGAAUAGCAAAGAUCCGAUAGCCCGUAAAAUGAGACUCAGAAGAAGAAGGGAUCAGGAAGAAGCUGACCAAGAUCAAGCCAAGAUAUUGAAGGGUAUGAAAGAUAUAGCAAAAGAGAAGAACAAAGAUAAAGAGUGCGAAGAAUCUAAAGUGGAAUCAUUGAAGCCGAAGCGAUGGGACGAAACCUUGGAAAAACCACCGUUAGAUUAUUCCGAGUUUUUUGAUGAAGAUGCCGGUCAGGUACCUGGACUGUCCGUAUGGGAAAUUGAAAAUUUCUUACCUAACGAGAUAGAAGAGGUAGCGCAUGGCAAGUUUUAUGAAGGCGAUUGUUAUAUCGUUUUGAAGACGGAGAUCGACGAAGCUGGAUCUUUGGUGUGGGCAAUUUAUUUCUGGAUCGGAGAAAAAGCUACGUUGGACAAAAGGGCCUGCGCUGCGAUUCAUGCUGUAAAUUUACGUAAUUAUUUAGGUGCGCAAUGUCGCACUAUCAGAGAAGAGCAAGGCGAGGAAUCCGAUGAAUUUUUAAUGUUAUUUGAGUCUGGUAUCACGUACAUAGAAGGUGGUCGUACUUCAUCCGGCUUUUACACAGUUGAAGAUACGCCGUCGAUAACGCGACUUUAUAGAGUACACGCCGCCGGUGCUUCGAUUCAUUUAGAACCGGUCCCAGUCUGUUUUGACUCUUUGGACCCGGAUUUCGUAUUUGUUCUGGACUCUGGUUAUAAGAUUUUUAUAUGGUACGGUAAAACAGCAAAGAGCACCUUGAAAUCAAAAGCAAGAUUAAUGGCUGAGAAAAUAAACAAAAACGAAAGAAAGAACAAAGCAGAAAUUCUAACGGAAAUCAUGAAUUCCGAAUCGGACGAUUUUCUGUCGCAUUUGAAUGUGAAAGACAUUUCGCAACUACCACAAAUCACUGUAAGUUGGCAUUUAUUAAAAUACGCGAUACAGACCCGUUUGCACCUUGAAUUGUUACAAACGGUUCUUCCUGUACAGGAACACGUAGAUCCGAAUUUUAUACCGUUUACACCACGUCUGUAUCAAGUUCAGCUUGGUAUGGGUUAUUUAGAGUUACCACAAGUCGAAGUACCUCAUGGAAAAUUAACGAACACGUUGUUGAACAAUCGUAACGUUUAUAUAUUGGAUUGCCAUUUGGAUGUCUACGUUUGGUUUGGAAAAAAGUCAACGAGAUUGGUACGAGCUGCUGCUGUUAAGCUUUCUCAAGAAUUGUUUAACAUGAUAGAACGGCCGGAAUACGCUAUGGUAACAAGAUUACAAGAAGGAACCGAAUCUCAGAUUUUCAAAUCUAAAUUUACCGGUUGGGACGAAGUUAUAGCUGUCGAUUUUACUAGAACUGCCGAAUCGGUUGCUAAAACUGGCGCAGAUCUUACGAAAUGGGCCAAACAGCAGGAAACGAAGGCAGAUCUGGCUGCACUUUUCAUGCCUAGACAACCGUCGAUGUCGUUCGCUGAGGCGCAACAACUCAUGUCCGAAUGGAACGACGAUUUAGAAGGAAUGGAAGCGUUGGUUUUAGAAGGGAAGAAAUUCGUACGUUUACCAGAAGAUGAAUUAGGCCAUUUUUAUAGUGGUGAUUGUUACGUAUUUUUAUGCCGUUACUGGAUGCCACUCGAUACUACGGAGAACGAAGACGGUGACGAGCAGUUCGAGGAAGAUUAUCAGUGUACAGUAUAUUUCUGGCAAGGUAGAGACGCAGGAAACAUGGGAUGGUUAACGUUUACAUUUAGUUUACAGAAAAAAUUUAAAUCGUUAUUUGGUGAGAAUUUGGAAGUGGUUAGAACUCAUCAACAACAAGAAAAUUUAAAGUUUUUGGCAUACUUUAAAAGAAAAUUUAUUAUUCAUCAUGGCAAGCGUAAACAGCCUAAAUCGUCUGGUAAUAAUAAGGUUGAAUUCUAUCACUUAAGGAGUAAUGGAAGUGCGUUGUGUACUAGGCUGAUACAAAUACCAGCUGAUUCUUCAUUAUUAAACUCUUCGUUCUGUUAUAUUUUAAACGUGCCGUUUAACAACGACGACCAAACUGGAAUAGUGUACGCUUGGAUUGGUUCUAAAGCGAACAGCGAUGAAGCUCGUUUAAUCGAAGAAAUUGCCGAAGAAAUGUUCAAUAACCCAUGGAUUAGUUUGCAAGUUUUGAAUGAAGGUGAAGAACCAGAUAACUUCUUCUGGGUAGCUCUUGGUGGGAAAAAGCCAUAUGAUACCGAUGCGGAAUACAUGAAUUACACUAGAUUAUUUAGAUGUUCGAACGAGAAAGGAUAUUUUACUAUCAGCGAGAAAUGCGCCGAUUUUUGUCAAGAUGAUUUAGCAGAUGAUGAUAUUAUGAUACUUGAUAAUGGUGAACAAGUAUUUUUAUGGCUAGGAAGCCGUUGUUCGGAAGUGGAAAUUAAAUUGGCUUAUAAGUCUGCUCAGGUAUACAUUCAACACUUGCGAGUAAAGCAAUCUGACAAACCACGAAAACUAUUUUUAACUGCAAAAGGAAAAGAAUCCCGAAGAUUCACUAAAUGUUUUCACGGUUGGAGUUCGCAUAAAAGGUCGCCUUAAUAAGAUGUUUGAUGGAAAUUCAUUUGUAAUAUUCCUAUAUUGCUUUUUGACAAGCUCCGAAGAUGAGGAUGCAAAAAAUUUAUACAGGAUUGUUUGUAAUACGAGUUUAUUACGUAUUUACGAAUAACAGUAUUACGGUGCUACUACCGUCAUAUUGAUGCACAAUUUCUUAUUCUUAUUUUCUCUUUUUUGCACAAAGAACCGAUCAUUUUUCGUGAAAAGAAAGGAAUAAUACUGCUUGAGUAACAUCAGUAAUAUUUCUAAUUUAUCUGUGAGUUCAGUGGAGUUAUUUACAUAACAUGUUACACUUGUCACAUCUAUAUAUGUACAUUUAUUCUGGAUAACUUGAUAAACGAAUUUGCAGAUACAUUUUUACAUGUA
Messenger RNA from Osmia bicornis bicornis, 4360 nucleotides. RefSeq names its product protein flightless-1 (gene fliI). The transcript is spliced from 22 exons. The record is from RefSeq and is a predicted model, not a curated record. Gene Ontology annotation, molecular function: phosphatidylinositol-4,5-bisphosphate binding; actin filament binding. Gene Ontology annotation, biological process: barbed-end actin filament capping; actin polymerization or depolymerization; actin filament severing. The coding region runs from base 185 to 3979 and encodes 1264 amino acids. Lineage: Eukaryota; Metazoa; Arthropoda; Insecta; Hymenoptera; Megachilidae. Gene Ontology annotation, cellular component: cytoplasm; nucleus; actin cytoskeleton.